UCCUGGGGGGCGGGGCCGAGCGCCUGUGUUUGUUGCGCCGUGUCAGUUACAUUGUAACAAAAGUGGUGCAGCCGCUCCUCGGGCCAGCACCGUAGGCCCUCCCGCCGCCAGCUGUCGCGGACAUGGAACCCGUGGCCAGCAAUAUCCAAGUUCUGCUGCAGGCGGCCGAGUUCCUGGAGCGCCGCGAGAGAGAGGCGGAGCAUGGCUAUGCGUCCCUGUUUCCGCACCGAAGUCCUGGCCCGGUUCACAGGAGGAGGCGGCAGUCCCCCCAAGCUCCUGGCGCGCUGGACAGUGGGCGGUCUGUGCAUAACGAGUUGGAAAAGCGCAGGUGAGUCCCAACCCUGCCCUGACAGCACCAGGCCCCAGGAACUGCCUCCCUCUGGCCUUCCCUCCCCUGCUGUCCCUCAUCUGGCCAGCAAGUCUGGGCUGGCACUGCCCUCUAGACCCCUUCCCUGCAGGAGGGCCCAGCUGAAGCGGUGCCUGGAGCAGCUGAAGCAGCAGAUGCCCCUGGGGGCUGACUGUGCCCGAUACACCACACUGAGCCUUCUGCGCAGGGCCAGGAUGCACAUCCAGAAACUGGAGGAGCAGGAGCAGCGGGCCCGGCGGCUCAAGGAGAAGCUUCGAAGUAAGCAGCAGAGCCUGCGGCAGCAGCUGGAACAGCUCAGGGGGCUGGCGGGGCCGGGUGAGCGUGAGCGGCUGCGGGCAGACAGCCUAGACUCCUCAGGCCUCUCCUCCGAGCGUUCUGACUCAGACCAAGAGGAGCUGGAGGUGGACGUGGAGAGCCUGGUGUUCGGGGGCGAGGCUGAGCUGCUGCGGGGCUUCAGUGCCGGCCAGGAGCACAGCUAUUCACACGGUGGUGGCGUCUGGCUAUGACCUUCGCUGCCGGAGGGGCCUCUAUGCUCAGACCACCCUUGGCUCUGCCCAACUGGAGUCCUCGCCGAGCCUCCAGGGCUGCUGAGAGUCGCCUCCUGUUGGAAUGGACUAAAUGGACCUUGUGUGGGAACAGGUGCUCCCCCUACCCUGCUGCUGGCUGCCGGCAGCCCCCCCUAGGACAGAGAGCCCUGCAGGGCAGGUGGCUUGGGCCCAGGCUGCCCUUCCAGGCAUUUUUAGUAGCACUUGGCUCUGCUGUCCAUGGGGGCAGGGAGCCUUUUGGGCCCUCACGUUCCUUCCUAGACAAGGGCCCACCCCUGGCCUUUGCCCCACAUGUACUGUUCAGUGUUUUCAUUAAAAGCCCCUUUCUUAA
Phacochoerus africanus (Common warthog) is the source of this 1243-nucleotide messenger RNA. RefSeq names its product MAX dimerization protein 3 (gene MXD3). Gene Ontology annotation, molecular function: protein dimerization activity; RNA polymerase II cis-regulatory region sequence-specific DNA binding; DNA-binding transcription factor activity, RNA polymerase II-specific. The record is from RefSeq and is a predicted model, not a curated record. The coding region runs from base 202 to 873 and encodes 223 amino acids. Gene Ontology annotation, biological process: regulation of transcription by RNA polymerase II. Lineage: Eukaryota; Metazoa; Chordata; Mammalia; Artiodactyla; Suidae. The transcript has 5 exons.